AUGUUCUUUGACAUUGUUAAAAGAAAGCUUUCACACCAUACCUCAUUCUUUAACCUUCCAUUAUGGGCUUUGAUACUUGUUAUCAUUGCAAUAUUCUUUGUUGCUCUCAGUGGUAUCAUUGUAUGUCUAUAUUUCAUUUGUUAUCUUCGAAGAAGAAAGUCUUACAAAGCCAAAUUUUGUAUGUCAAAUCCUAUAGCUUCCAAGAAUCAUCCUUACCAUAGUUCCAGCCUAUCGUCCCUUGAUAGGAGGCUACUCUCACGUAACAUGUACGAGAUUGAGAUGAACAAUAGUAACAGUAGGAGCGGUAAGGGACACCCAGUGUUGUUGUCUGAUCCUUGGUCUAGUCAGAAACGUUGGACAGGGUCAAUUAAAAAAUGUGAUGUCACUGAUUUGGAAGAGGUUGCUAGGUACUUGCCAAUGGCUGAGGAUGUUUGGAGGGGUUGCAGGUUUAGUUUAAAGGAGAUUGAGAUGGCCACCAAUGGAUUGGCAAAAGAGAAUGUGAUUGGAACGGGGGAUAAUGGGAUUGUUUAUCGAGGUAUUUUGUUGGAUAAUACGCGAGUCGCAGUGAAGAAACUAGUGAGUAGCAGUUGCGAAGCUGAGGACUUCAUAGCAGAAGUGGAGGCCUUUGGGCAAGUUAGGCACAAGAAUCUUGUCAAGUUGCUUGGACACUGUAUUGAAGGAACUAUCAGGAUGCUUGUAUAUGAGUAUGUAGAUAAUGGUAAUCUGUACCAGUGGCUUCAUGAAAAUUCAGAAGAAGUCAGUCCUCUACCAUGGAAUAUAAGGAUGAAAAUUAUCCAAGGAAUUGCAAAAGGAUUGGCCUACCUUCAUGAGGACCUAGAACCAAAAGUCAUUCAUCGAUUCCUAAAAUCAAGCAAUAUACUCCUUGAUCACCAAUGGAAUCCAAAAAUAACUGAUUUUGGCCUUGCUAAGCUUUUUGGUCCUGAAUGGGGUCACAUAAUUAUGGAAUCAUUAGGUUAUGUAGCUCCAGAAUGUGAUUCAACUGACGAAUUCCCAGAGAAGACUGAUGUUUAUAGUUUUGGGAUACUUGUUAUGGAGAUCAUCUCUGGGUGGACCCCUUUAGAUUGCCAUCAACGUGAACCACAUUUGAUUGAGUGGUUAAAGUCCAUGGUUGUGAAUCAGAAAAUUGAUAAUGUGGUGGAUCCUAAAUUGUCAGAAAUACCUUGCUCAAAGGAACUCAAACGAAUUGUUUUGGUAGCUCUUCGAUGUGUGGAUCCUGAUAUAAAAGAUAGGCCUAAUAUGGGAGAUGUGAUUCACAUGCUUGAGCCAUGUGACAUGAUACUCAAUAAUCGUUCCGGGAAUAGGAGAGAAACUUCUCAUGGUAAUUACCUAGAAGAGAGGGUUGUUGCCAUAUCAGAUGAUGAUCCUGACAGAACAGAUCAUGGUGAAAGCGGCAGUGAAUCACUACCAGUAAAUGAUGUUGAAAAAGACACUACUGAUCAUGAAGGUCUCUGA
Molecule: messenger RNA, 1473 nt
Organism: Quercus robur (English oak)
Lineage: Eukaryota; Viridiplantae; Streptophyta; Magnoliopsida; Fagales; Fagaceae
Product: probable serine/threonine-protein kinase At1g01540
Exons: 7
Coding region: 1-1473 (490 amino acids)
Biological process (GO): protein phosphorylation
Molecular function (GO): protein kinase activity; ATP binding
Source: RefSeq, a predicted model, not a curated record